AUGUCCAACGAUCUCCAAUGGUUGCUCCUCCGCAAAAACAACUCCUUCCUUGUGAAGCGAGUUGCUGAGGGCCCGAUCUUCUCCAAGGAGCCCGGCAACCUGACAAACAUCCACUCUCACAAAUACUCUGGUCUUGCCAACACCAAGACAAUCGACAUCCGUGAGGUUCCCGCUGGCAUCAAGAUCACUCACAUCAAGACGAAGGCUGCACCUGGCGCUGUUCGUUCUACCCGCGCUUCCAACCUCAUCCGCGCACGCACCGGCCCUCGUCGUGCCCUUGGCGUCGCCACGCACACUGCUAAGCGUGGCUACCGCCCUGACCUCCGCUCUGCUGCCCUUGCCCGUGUUUCAGCCCUGACUGCUGCCCAAAAGGAGCCCAAGGCGACACCACCAAAGAAGUCUCGAGGCAAGAAGGCGGCGACUGCCUAA
Molecule: messenger RNA, 429 nt
Organism: Heterobasidion irregulare TC 32-1
Lineage: Eukaryota; Fungi; Basidiomycota; Agaricomycetes; Russulales; Bondarzewiaceae
Exons: 5
Coding region: 1-429 (142 amino acids)
Biological process (GO): translation
Cellular component (GO): ribosome; cytosolic large ribosomal subunit
Molecular function (GO): structural constituent of ribosome
Source: RefSeq, a predicted model, not a curated record